Messenger RNA from Papaver somniferum (opium poppy), 3630 nucleotides. RefSeq names its product putative serine/threonine-protein kinase. The record is from RefSeq and is a predicted model, not a curated record. Gene Ontology annotation, biological process: protein phosphorylation. NCBI's taxonomy places the organism in Eukaryota, Viridiplantae, Streptophyta, Magnoliopsida, Ranunculales, Papaveraceae. The transcript has 10 exons. Gene Ontology annotation, molecular function: protein kinase activity; ATP binding. Bases 1338 to 3434 code for a protein of 698 amino acids.
CUUUUUAAUUUUGCUAUUUUUGGUGAAAUCAAACCUUUGUUUUUUUUUUACAUCUAAAGUUCUUCCAUCGAGAUUGUCUGCUCUUAAGAUUACAGAGAUUACUUGUUCUGUUUUUACAUUUAGUUAUUUGUGUUACCAGAAAACCCUAAUUUAUAAUGGGUUCGUUCUGCUUGCCAUGGUCGAAGAUCGAGUGACACCCAAAAUUGUACCAGUUGUAGGACCUAAUUUCUCAAUUUUUUUCUCUGAUUUUUGAAAUUGUUUUGUAUAUUGCCGAAGGGAGGAACAACAUAGCUUUAUGGUACAGAAAAAAAUCCUCAUGCAUAUCUUAGAAGGAUUAAUUAAAGAACUUGCUGUGGAUAUUCUAUAAUUUGAUAGAGCUCGAUAUGGAGAAAGUGAUCCAAACCCUGAAAUAUCAGUGAAGAGUAAUGCAAUUUUCAGGGACUUGCUGAUGAGUUAGAACUUGGUUCAAAAUCUGACAUCAUUGGGAUUCCUAUGGUUGUGCAUACCAAAUAGGGAUGCAAAAGCACAAGGCAUAGGCAUACCACCACACGUUUCAGUGAAGACGGGAAACAAUGGAAGAUCAGUUAAUAAAGCACUUGCAAAGUGAAAACAUUGGGCAUCACAAACAUUUGCAGCCUAUAUAUACUUUUACCCUUAUGAAGUAGCAAGUUGAUGAGGAUAAAGAUAAUGCGGUGAUAGGGGACUGUUGGCUUGGAUUGGUGUUCUAGAAUUGACCAGUGAACACAGUUGCCUUAAGGGAACUUGAAUUCUGAGAUUUUCUUUUUUGUGGAAAUUUGUUCUUUGUUUCUCAAUAUGGGAAUGUUCGUCAAAGUCAGAUUUAUAAUUUUGAAUAGGAUAUUACCACUACUGUCAGUUGAAGAAACUCAGAUUCAUUUAAUGACCUCUGCUAAUAGUAGUACUUGGAUUUUGGGGACAACUACAGCUAGUAAAUAUGAAAUUUUCUAUUCCAAGGUACCAUAAACAUAGAUCAAGACCAUAUUAGCAUGUCAUGGAAUCCACGUAGAAAGGAAUAAACGUAUUCAAUAGGCAUCACUCCUAUGCAACUAAGGGAAAACUACCAACAGCCACCACACAAAUUAAACAGACAAACAAAGAGAUUCCUGUCAAGAACUUGAUCAUCCAACCUAAAAUGUGGUUAAAAUUAACACCCUCAUCCACUCGAAAGCGAAUGACUGAAAUUAUACAAGUCACCCAAUUAAGAACCCUUCAUUUGUGACUUGUAUAAUUUCGGCCAUUCACUAUUUCGCUUUCAGGUGGAUGAGUGGCGAAAAAAAUCAUAGAAUUAUUGUUCUCCAGGAAAAGUCUUCUUGCUUAAUAUGCAACUUCCCUCUUUGAUAUCGUUCUAUAAAUAUUCUGAUCCAAUCUUCUACAAUAUUUUAAUUAUACAACAUAUUUUUCCUAAAAUUCCACUGCAAUCAGAAUACCAAGUGGUAUUAGUAGUUACCAUGCAUUUCAUUUUUAUGUACCCGGUAACCUUAUGGAAUCAUCUACUGCCGCUGAUAACAGUACUAGUAGUACUGUUAGUAGUAGUAAAUUCAGAACCUCAAAUAAAUCUUUUAGAUAGAGGUUGUAGUUUAUAUAAUGCUACAAGACAAUCUUUAUUCUUGUCGAAUCGUGAUUCGACGUUUUCAGAUCUUCGUAAGAAAUUGAGCAGCGGUGAUAAUAUUCGGUUUGCAACUGCAAAAACAGCUAUAACGUCUGACCCUGUAUAUGGGAUGGCUCAGUGCAGGAAUUACCUCUCUACUUCUGAUUGUUUAUCUUGUUUUUCUGCUGCUGUUUCUCAAAUUCGAAAUUGUUCGUCUGCUAAUGGCGCUAGAGUUAUUUACGAUGGUUGCUUCUUGAGGUACGAGAGCAAUGUGUUUUAUGAUCAGACAACACUCCUUGGUAACUUCGGUACUUGUGGUAACAAAACUGCAUCACAAGCAGGUGCUUUUAAUACAUCAGUUGAUGGGUUGCUAUCAGACCUUGUCAUUGCAACGCCAAAGAUAGUAGGGUAUUUUGCAGCAACAAAGAGAGAAAUAGCCAGUGGGAGUAACAAUUUUGUAUACAGUGUGGCACAAUGUGCUGCAACAGUGAGCGAAACUGGAUGUGUAAAUUGCUUAGCGGUGGCACUCAAAAAUAUAGCAAGUUGCCCUCCUCAUAUUGAAGGGAGAGCAGUGGAUGCAGGAUGUUUUUUGAGGUAUUCAAAUACAGCGUUCUUCAGCAACAACCAAACAAUGGACCUCGCACCUUUCUUGAAGACAAAAGGAGGUUCAACCAAAAAGAAAGCUGUCAUUGGAUUCGUCGUUGGAGGGGCUGCUUUCAUAUUGUCCCUGAUUGCUGUCAUUACAUUAUUUAUGUUAUUCAAACGAAGACCGAAGAAGGCUCGUAAAGGGAAUAUUUUAGGGGCAACUGAGUUAAGAGGACCAGAGGUCUUCGGUUAUAAAGAUCUUAAAUCUGCAACAAGAAAUUUUAGUGAAGAAAAUAAACUUGGAGAAGGAGGAUUUGGAGAUGUUUACAAGGGUAUUUUAAAGAAUGAGAAAAUUGUUGCAGUCAAGAAACUUGCAUUCAUCCAGUCUAGCAGAGCGAAGAUAGAUUUCGAUAGCGAAGUGAAGCUAAUUAGUAAUGUCCAUCACCGGAACCUUGUUCGGCUUCUUGGUUGUUGUAGUAAAAGCCAAGUAUUAAUAUUGGUUUAUGAAUACAUGGCAAACAGCAGCCUUGACAAAUUCUUAUACGGUGAGAAGCGAGGGACGCUAAAUUGGAAGCAGCGAUUUGAUAUAAUUCUUGGCAUUGCCCGGGGACUAUCAUAUCUACAUCACGAGUUUCAUGUUUGUAUUAUACACCGGGAUAUAAAGUCCAGUAAUAUACUUUUAGAUGAUGAUUUCCAACCUAAAAUUGCCGAUUUCGGUUUGGCAAGACUUCUUCCAGAGGAUCAAAGUCAUCUUAGCACUAAAUUCGCCGGAACCUUGGGUUACACGGCACCAGAGUACGCAAUCCAUGGUCAGUUAUCCGAGAAGGUUGACACUUACAGCUAUGGUGUAGUUCUUCUUGAAAUCAUAAGUGGUCGAAAGAUCAACGAUAUAAAACUUGAACCUAUUACUCAGUACCUUCUUGAAUGGGCUUGGAGAUGUUACGAGGAUGAGACACUGAUGGAUUUGGUUGAUAAAGAUUUAGACGCAAAUGAGUACGAACCACACGAAGUAAAGAAAGUUCUAGAGAUUGCUUUGAUAUGUACACAGUCCUCGGUUUCACUGAGACCAACAAUGUCUGAAGUCGUUGUUAUGUUGUUAAGCAGAGAUUCCCAAAAGUUAAGACCAACUAAACCUACAUUCAUUGAUGCGUUUAGUAGGGUUCGUGGAGAUACGUCGACGUCAACCGCUGGUUCAUCCACAUCUAACGCCACUAUGUCAUUUACUGAAGUCUCCAGUCGCUGAAAAUUGAUAGUUGCUACUAAAUCGUCCCUUGACAAAUCAACUUGCUCAAGAGUGUCGGUUUUUUAAUUUUUGAUUAUUCUCAAAGGCCGUGUGUAUUAAUUACGAUUUGGAAAGUCUAAUAUGUGAAGACGUGUUUAUGAUUCAAAGUAUGGGAGAAAUAUGGGAAUAAAUUUUUUUUUGCAGCUGCAAAAUAUUA